Molecule: messenger RNA, 1356 nt
Organism: Colletotrichum gloeosporioides
Lineage: Eukaryota; Fungi; Ascomycota; Sordariomycetes; Glomerellales; Glomerellaceae
Product: NADH-dependent flavin oxidoreductase nadA
Exons: 2
Coding region: 1-1356 (451 amino acids)
Molecular function (GO): oxidoreductase activity; FMN binding
Source: RefSeq, a predicted model, not a curated record
AUGUCACCAACACGAUACCCCUCCGAGACCGUCGACCCCGCCCCCCUCGCGGCGCCCCUCCCGCUGCCCUUCUCGGGCAAAACGGCCCCCAACCGCUUCCUCAAGGGCGCCAUGACCGAGCGCCUCUCGACCUGGGACCCCGCCAACCCCUCCGCCCGCGGCGUCCCCACCCCGGAGCUCGUCAACGUCUACCGCCGCUGGGGCGAGGGCGGCUCCGGCCUCAUCCUCACCGGCAACGUCAUGAUCGACUACGACCAGCUCGAGGCCGCGGGCAACCCCAUCAUCCCGCCCGCGGCGCCCUUCUCAGGCGAGCGCUUCGAGGGCUUCCGCAAGGUCGCCGAGGCCGCGAAGAAGCACGGCAGCCUGGUGCACGCGCAGCUGAGCCACCCCGGCCGCCAGGUCUCGAGCAACAUCAACCCGCACCCCAUCUCCGCGAGCGACGUGCAGCUCGAGGGCGAGGUGAUGGGGAUGACCUUUGGCAAGCCGCGCGCGAUGGGCCCGGAGGACUUUGACAAGGUCAUUGGCGGGUUCGCGCACGCGGCCGAGUACUGCUACAAGGCGGGCUUCGACGGCGUGCAGCUGCACGGCGCGCACGGGUACCUGCUCGCGCAGUUCCUCUCGCCGACGACGAACAAGCGCACGGACAAGUACGGCGGGUCGCUCGCCAACCGCGCGCAGAUCAUUCUCGAGAUCGCGGCGGCCAUUCGUGAGCGCGUGACGGAUCCCAGCUUCAGCAUCGGGAUCAAGGUCAACUCGGUCGAGUUCCAGGAGGGCGGGUUCUCGACGGAGGACUGCAGCGAGCUGUGCGCGCUGCUGGAGGAGCACAAGUUUGAUUUUGUGGAGCUGUCGGGCGGGACGUACCAGUCGCUGGCGUUCGAGCACAAGCGCGAGUCGACGAAGAAGCGCGAGGCCUUCUUUUUGGAGUUUGCGGAGCAGAUUGUGGGCAAGCUGCGCAAGACAAGGGUGUAUGUGACUGGCGGGCUGCGGACGGUGGGCGCGAUGGUGAAGGCGCUGGAGACGGUGCACGGGGUGGGUCUGGCGCGGCCGGUGUGCAACGAGUUCGACCUGCCCAAGAAGAUCAUCGAGGGGAAGGCGGGCAGCUCGGUGCAGACGCUGCUUGGGGAGGAUGAUUUCGGGCUGACGAAUAUGUUGGCUGGCACGCAGAUCCGGCUGGUGGGCAAGGAUAAGGAGCCGCUGGAUGUCAGCCAGGAAAAGUACAAGGAGGUGUUUGAGAAGUCGCUGCAGAAGUGGGCGCAGGGCAUGGCGGAGAACAGUGAUGGCUCUAAGUACGGGUACAUUGACAUUGAGGGCACGACGCUGCAGCCCUUUGGCACGCCGUAUGCGGCUGCUGCGUGA